Pochonia chlamydosporia 170 is the source of this 930-nucleotide messenger RNA. RefSeq names its product major allergen Asp f 2-like protein. NCBI's taxonomy places the organism in Eukaryota, Fungi, Ascomycota, Sordariomycetes, Hypocreales, Clavicipitaceae. The record is from RefSeq and is a predicted model, not a curated record. Gene Ontology annotation, molecular function: zinc ion binding; integrin binding; metallopeptidase activity. Gene Ontology annotation, cellular component: extracellular region; fungal-type cell wall; cell surface. Bases 1 to 930 code for a protein of 309 amino acids. The transcript is spliced from 3 exons.
AUGCUGAGAUACAGUGGUAUUCGCCGCGAUUACAUGCAGGUUCUCAUUACCCAUCUCGCCAUGAUGUACUUCACCUUUACUUCUGUCUUGUUCCUAUCGUUGAGUUCUGCGUCUCCCGUCACCGUCCAGAGAGAGACGCCAACGUUGACCAUCUCUGCGCCAACUGAAUCUAGCAACCCAGUCCAUCAAUGGGCAUCAGGAUGGAAACCUUUUUUCAACAUACAUGAGUCUUGUAACAGCUCCUUGAAGGCGCAGCUUCAACAAGGGCUGGACGACACGGUGCAGCUUGCCCAGCACGCACGCGAUCAUCUUUUGAGAUGGGGCCAUCAGUCUGAAUUUACACAAAAGUACUUUGGCAAUGGUUCAACAGCGCAUGCCAUUGGAUGGUAUGACCGAAUUAUUUCUGCCGACAAGACGGGAAUGUUGUUUCGCUGUGACGAUCCAGAUCGCAACUGUGAGACACAGAAAGGCUGGGGCGGACACUGGAGAGGCUCCAAUGCGACAACAGAGACGGUUAUUUGCCCAUUGUCAUUUGAAAUGCGCCGACCACUGUCAUCAGUGUGUAAUCUUGGAUAUACCGUGACUGGAUCCAAGCUUAACACUUUCUGGGCAACAGAUUUGAUGCACAGACUAUUCCACGUCCCAGUGGUUAGCGAAGGACUGGUUGAUCACUACGCCCACGGCUACUUGGGAAUACUGGAACUUGCGAAAACACAGCCUGAGAAGAGUGGCAUUGACAGUGACACACUGCAAUAUUUCUCCAUAGAUGUAUGGGCGUACGACAUUGCCGCUCCUGGCGUUGGCUGCACCGGCAAAAAGCCAAAGGAGACUCCAUCCAGUGCGACCAUGACCAAACCGGAGCCAAGUAGCACCGCUACUGCUGUUACGCCUUGUCAUACCCAUGAUGACGGUGUGGUACACUGCGCAUGA